This is a messenger RNA of Cygnus atratus (black swan), 8755 nucleotides long. It is a transcript of the gene EPB41L1, whose product is annotated as erythrocyte membrane protein band 4.1 like 1. The transcript has 24 exons. Gene Ontology annotation, molecular function: structural molecule activity; actin binding. Lineage: Eukaryota; Metazoa; Chordata; Aves; Anseriformes; Anatidae. Gene Ontology annotation, cellular component: cytoskeleton; plasma membrane. The record is from RefSeq and is a predicted model, not a curated record. Bases 194 to 5578 code for a protein of 1794 amino acids. Gene Ontology annotation, biological process: cortical actin cytoskeleton organization.
CGCGGCCCGCCCCGCGCUGCGCUCCCGCCGCACGGCGGGCAGGCGGCAGGCGGCGGCCGCUGCGGCGUGGGGCCGCGCCCCGGAGGAGGAGGCGGCGGCGGCGGUGGAGCGGGCCCAGGUUCUGGAUUGUGCCUGAGCAGAGUGCUGAGAUAAGCCCCUGGAAGCAGUUGCCAGGGCAGGGUGACGAGCAGCCAUGACAACAGAGACAGGUCCUGAUUCGGAGGUGAAGAACGCGCAGGAGGAGGCCCCGCAGCAGCAGCUGGAGGCAGCCACCCACGGCCCCACUGCCGUGGCUGCCAGCCGGGAAGCUGAGGCCAACGAGAAGCCUGGGGCGCAGCCCGACGCCCGAAACAUGGAGCCGGGCACAGACAUGGAAGAAAAGGACUACAGCGAGACCGAUGGGCUCUCUGAUAAAACAACGCCUAGCAAGACCCAGAAGUCGCCCCAGAAAAUUAACAAGAAAAUCAAGAGUGCCCUCUGCAGAGUGACCCUGCUUGAUGCCUCUGAGUAUGAGUGCGAAGUGGAGAAGCAUGCCCGAGGCCAGGUCCUCUUCGACAUGGUGUGUGAGCACCUUAACCUUCUGGAGAAGGAUUACUUCGGCCUUACCUUCUGCGACUCCGACAGCCAGAAGAACUGGCUGGACCCCUCCAAGGAGAUCAAGAAGCAGAUCCGCAGUGGACUCUGGAACUUCGCCUUCACUGUGAAGUUUUACCCUCCUGACCCUGCCCAGCUCACGGAGGAUAUCACAAGAUACUACUUGUGCCUGCAGCUGCGUGCGGACAUCAUCACAGGGCGCCUCCCCUGCUCCUUCGUCACGCACGCCCUGCUGGGCUCAUAUGCCGUGCAGGCUGAACUGGGCGAUUACGAUGCCGAGGAGCAUGUGGGCAACUAUGUCAGCGAGCUUCGCUUCGCCCCCAACCAGACACGGGAGCUGGAAGAGCGCAUCAUGGAACUGCACAAGACCUACCGGGGCAUGACUCCUGGGGAAGCAGAAAUCCACUUCCUGGAGAACGCAAAGAAGCUUUCCAUGUACGGGGUGGACCUGCACCAUGCCAAGGACUCAGAGGGCAUCGACAUCAUGCUGGGCGUCUGCGCCAACGGCCUGCUCAUCUACAGGGACCGGCUGAGGAUCAACCGUUUUGCCUGGCCCAAGAUCCUUAAAAUUUCCUACAAGAGGAGCAACUUCUACAUCAAAAUCCGCCCUGGUGAGUACGAGCAGUUUGAGAGCACCAUUGGCUUCAAGCUGCCCAACCACCGCUCUGCCAAGCGUCUCUGGAAGGUCUGCAUAGAGCAUCACACCUUCUUCAGGCUGGUGUCCCCAGAGCCACCCCCGAAGGGCUUCCUGGUGAUGGGCUCCAAGUUUCGCUACAGCGGGCGGACGCAGGCACAGACACGGCAGGCCAGCGCCCUCAUUGACCGCCCAGCCCCCUUCUUCGAGCGCUCCUCCAGCAAACGGUACACCAUGUCUCGCAGCCUUGAUGGAGAGUUCUCACGCCCGGCCUCCGUCAGCGAGAACCACGAUGCUGGAGCAGUGGGUGAGAAGCAGGAUGAGGAUGGUGAGUUUGGCAGUGGGAGACGGUCCGAGACAGAGGACGAGGAGGUGACUACCCCAACAAAGAUCAAGGAGCUGAAGUUUUUAGACAAGCCAGAAGAUGUUUUGCUAAAGCAUCAGGCCAGCAUCAAUGAGCUGAAACGGACCCUGAAGGAGCCCAACAGCAAGCUGGUUCACAGGGACCGGGACAGGAGGCUGCCUUCCUCACCAGCCUCUUCCUCGCCCAAGCAUGAGGAUGAAACACCGAAGGGAACCCCAGAAAAGGCCAGCGAGGGCUCGGAGCAUUGGGUAUUUAUAGAGAGAGAAACUUCUAGGCUGGAAGAGGUAGCUCUAAAGAAAGCUCUGGGAGUCAAGAAAGAAGAAGCACGUGCAGGUACUUCAGAGGUGAAAAUGAGUGUGAGCAUGUCGAAAGUGGAGAUGGCAGUAGGGAAAGCCAAGGAAGUGGCAGGCCAGGAAGAGACAACAGAUGCAGAUCUGGAGACCUGGAAGAGAGCAAAAAUGAUUGCUAGUCCCGAAGAUUUUGAGUCUGUCUGGGAGGAUGAGAUCUAUGAGAAGGAAACCAGGGAGGAGCCCAGCAUGGAGGCAAAGUGCUUGCCACCUGAGGGAGCAGAGGAGGAGCCCAAAGAGAGAGGCGAGGAAGUAACUGCAAGUGAACCAGGUCUGUCCAGGCCAAGCCAGCAGCCUGAAGAGAAGCAAAGGACAAAGACUUUGGGACCAGAUCUGCCCCAGGGAGAAAGCAAGAUGAUCUCUGAGGAGCAUGUUUCUGCAGCCUCCAGGAAGCAGGAUGCCAGAGUGCUAACUGCAACCACAGAGUUCAUUAAAAUUAAAGUGAAGUCAAGUGAUGACAACACAGAGACUUCUGCUACACAGAGGAUCAUCUACUUAGGAGACCUAGAGGGAGAUGAGAAGGACAAUAAAACACAUCUGCUUUCAGAGGCAGGAGGACAGCUUGACUUGGUGGAGAUGCCAGAAACCACAGUGAACAGGCCAGGAGAGGAAUCAGAGCCCACAGCGCCCAUGGAAGAAAGGUUCCAGUCCACUUCCUCAGUGUAUGAGCAACAGAGAGCAGUAUCAGAAAAACCUGCCGUAGUGCCAGAGCAGCCUGAGACAGGCUAUGAUGAGACAAGCCCUGCAGGACAUCCUCCCUUGGAGCAGGAGCACCGUUUGUCAGUGCAGCAAGAGGAAGCAACAGCGAGUCUUAGGGGCUGUGAAACACAGGAGAAAGAUGAAACCAUGUUGUGUUCCCAGGAGGUGGGCUCAGAUGAAAAAGAUCUGCAAAGCCCAGUAGGAGGAUUGAAGCUGGGUGCCCUGGAAGGGGAAGGCAGUAGGGCUGAGGACCCGAAACAGAGCCCAGCUGCAGGAGAGCAGUGGGGCACGGACGUCUCUGUGACAGAGUGGAGGCUCUCAGAAAGAACCAUACCUGAUGGGAAUGAGGAGGAAAGCUCCAGAGUGGUUCUGCAGAUGGAAGAGAUAGAGACUAAAUCAUCCUCUUCAGCUGUGUCUCAGCAGGGCUGCCCUCAUGCCACUGCAGGGCUGGAGGAGGAUGAACCCAGCACUCCCACCCAUGGGCCCUUUCCCCAGCAACCGGGCCCUGUCCCUGGAGAGCCAGCCCAGGACGCAGAAUCCGAAGGCCAAGACCUGUCCUGGGGCACCAGCCUUGUGAGAGGUGUGGGCACACUGGAGUAUGUGAACCCCUCAAAAGAGGUGACAUGCAGGGAGGCAGGUUCUGCAGGGGCGCUCAAGGACAUGAGCCCUGUGACAGAGUAUGAAACACCCGGGGACGUGAGUUCUGAACCUGAAGAAAGACCACAAGAUGUGGGCUUUGCUACAAGGAAAAUACACCAAGAUGCAAGUCCUGUUGCAAGAGGACUACACCAAAACAUAGACAGUGCAGCAGAGCCAGUCAGAGAUCCGGCCACAGGGGAGGAUGUCUGGGACUCAAACCCUGUCACUACAAAGGGAGUCCAGAGAACCACAGAAAAGCCACUCCAGAAAGAAAAGCCUGUGAUAAAAGAGCUCUCCCAGAACAUAGGGCGCAGAUCAGGAAAGCUGAUGGGAGAUGAAGGCUGUGGAAUGCAAGAAUUAUCCCAUGACAAAAGCCCUUGCAUCAAACAGCUGCCUUCCAAGGCAGAAGAAGCAGAACAAAAGACUGAGACCAUUAUAGGACACCUGCCUCCAAAGGGUCCUGAGUCUGGAGGGCCGCUCCACACUGCACAUACCAAAGCACAAGAGCCGCCCUGGGACUUGGAGUUUAAUGUGGGACAAGCUCUGCAAGGCAGGAGCUCUGUGGUAGGAGAACCUGCUAGGGACAGUGACCUUGCUCUGGGGCAGCCAGUGCAGCCUCCCGAAGAAGAUGCUGAUGUCCUGCACUCCCACUCCAUAGUUACGGGAAUACGUCAAGAAAACACAAUGUUCCAGCUUUCAACCUCUAUGUAUGAAGGCAGUGAAGAGCUGCAAGUGAGCAGUGGGAUACAGAAAAGAGAGUCUGGGCCAUUGGUGUGUACUGAUGGUAGGACAGAAACUGUGUCCCAGGAGCACAGAGGUGUCACUGAGGCCCCGCUCCUGGGUAGCUGGCAGGACAGUGAGAGCUACAAGAAGACCUCAGUGGCCUCUAAGAUUAAGAUGUUUGAGCAAAGUGAAGCUGAGCGAAGGGCAGCCCAGGAGGAAGAAGAGCAUUUGCCUGAAACUGAGACACCAGCAAAAGCAAAGGGGAAGAUGAAUCUGACACAGGACGUGCUUUUGAACACAGGCCCCAUCUCACCUCCAUCGCUGACAGGUACUCUGGUGGAACUGGCAUCCAGUGUGGGCUCAUUUGCCCUCAAGGGGCAAGGGGCUGGUUCAGGAAACUCCUCUCAGCCCCUGUCUCUGAAGGAAGAUGUUUCUGUUGAUCUGGAGCAUGGAGAAGACAGUGCUGACCUGGCUUCCCCUGACUCCGGCUGUGAACUCACACUGGCAGAAGCCGUGAGCAAAUCUCAGGAACCAAGUGGGGAAGAAAAGGAUUUAUCUGACCCGUCUGUAAAAUCCAGCAUGAAAGAAGAGAAUUUAAAGACUGCUGUUCCAGUGGUCUUACAGAGAGCAGGCUUGAGGGAGGGCACCGAAGAGAAAGCUAAGCCACCUCGGCACAAGGCUCCUGAGAGUGACACUGGUGAUGAGGAGCAGGACCAGGAGAAGGACGCAGUGUUUCUGAAGGACAACCACCUGGCCAUCGAGCGCAAGUGCUCCAGCAUCACGGUCAGUUCAACCUCCAGCCUGGAGGCAGAGGUGGACUUCACAGUGAUUGGUGACUUCCAUGGAACAGCCUUUGAGGAUAUCUCCCGAAGCCUGCCCGAGCUGGACAAGGACAAGAGUGAGAUGGAAGAUGAAGGUCUGGUUUCCUUCCAGCAUACUGACAAAGUAGUUCCUGGACUGGAAGAAGAUGUCAAAGUCAGGGAGAAAGUCUCCCAGCCCAGCACAGAUGUCUCCCAGCUAGAGUCACGAGCCCUGAAAACGGAUGCUGUGACUGUUUGUCUGGGGUUGGGCACAAAGAAUCCUGAAGACGCCUCUGCUCCUCACCAGAUCAGCACCCCAGAAGCAGCCCAGGUGGAAGGAAGCGCCCUUGGCCACAAAGACGCGACAACUGCUGCUCAGGCAGUCACCGCAGAGACUGUGCCAACAACCUCAGAUAACACCACCAAGCCUGGGAAAGGGGCUGGCCCCGUGACAGAACUUCGCUCUGUGUCACCGAUCACCGGCAGCUCCACUGGGAAGGAAGUGCUCACCAGCAUAUUCAGUGCCACUGCAGAAACCCUCUCUACUUCCACCACUACCCAUGUUACCAAGACUGUGAAAGGAGGAUUUUCAGAGACCAGGAUAGAGAAGCGCAUCAUUAUCACAGGAGAUGAAGAUGUGGACCAGGACCAGGCACUGGCUUUAGCAAUCAAGGAGGCAAAACUACAGCAUCCUGACAUGCUGGUAACCAAAGCUGUGGUAUACAGAGAAACAGAACCUUCUCCAGAGGAAAGAGACAAGAAACCUCAGGAAUCUUGACCAACAUGUUCUUGGAAGUCAACAUCUGUAUUCAAACCUGGAGAACAGUGAAGAAGGAGCCUUCAUGCUGGAUUUGUCAGCAAGACAUAGACAUCCUGGCUGCAAUGUUUAUGGCGAGAGACAAAAUUUUUAAAAAAGGAAUAGCAAAUAUAUUAUAUAUAUAUAUACAUACAUACACACACACACACACACAUAUAUAUAUAUAUAUAUAUAAAAACAGGAAACAAAAUGCAUCCUUGCACUGCUGCUAUAUGCUGGAAAUGAAUAGCAAACAACAACAACAAACAAAACCACCCUCUUUGCAGAUAAAUUGAAGAAUUUACUGGAUUGGUGAUAAAAUAAGAUCAUAAAAACAUAAUAACAAUAAUACAAUAAGCCACCAUCUUGCAUGUUACAUUAAAGGAUACACAAUCAUGAGUUCAUUUGUUGCACAUUAAAUGGAAAGGAAAACUGCUUUGCAACAAAGCAAGAAAUAAGCAAACUGAAAUAAAACAAACACAAGCAGAAGCAAAACCAUUCCCCACCUCUGGAAAGAAGAGAGAAAAACAUUGAGUUUAUUACUUUAGAGUUAUUUUCCGAUUUGGAAGUUUGAUUUCACCCUUCUCCUCAUUCCAUGCUGGUUCUUUUGCAUCUUUUGGGGUUCUGUUAACUCUUCCCCUUCUCUGUGCACUUGUCCAACCUCUUGUUCUCUGAAGGUAUUUAAGAAUUGAUUUCAUUUCAAACAAAACAAAUGAUAUGUAUAUGGUUUCUCAUUUAUAAAAAUGCAGCCUGUAGGGGUUUCAUAUGGAUGUGCAUUUAAGUUAUGUAUAUUAUUAUAUAUAACAAGGGGGGAGGGGGGGAACAAUACUGAAAUAAUUCAACAGCACUGGUAAAUAUGAUGACAUUUUUAAAUUAUUACCUAUUUGGUUGACUGUGGUUGGUGUAUUUUGAGACUCUUAGAUCACAUUGGGACUCUUAGUCCUGCAAGAAGAGAACAGGGAAGGUGUCAGCCACUGCUGUUUGGAGGGAGGAAGGGGAGAGAGAGAGGUGGGAGAAGUCCUGCUGACUGAUCCACAUGACAGAGGAGAGCUGGGUUUCCUGUUGCAGUAUGUGGUGUUUGGAAAAGGUUGCUCAGUGGUGAGUUGGAAGGGCAAGGAAGGAGGUUCAGGCUGCUCCUGCAGCCUGAGAUCCUCUCCCUGGCUCCCACCCAAAGGCAUCAGCAUCAGCUGGGAUCAAGGUUGCAGCUGCAGGACUGUGUUCAUCGCUUCUCUUCAGCUCAUUGAGCUGUGAAGACUUUUGGGUUGUUUUGGAUUGAUUUGGAUUGUUUCUGGAUCCCAGUAAUGCAGUUACUCAAGAUUUGUAGUAGGAAGGGUUGGAGGCAGAGUAGUUGUUUCUGCCCUGCUUUCCUGCUGCCCAGGGUGCGACGGUUAGUGAUGGUGAUGGCAGAGCAAUGGCAGUCCUUUCCUGUCCUUGCCUCCAGGUGCUGCCCAAGGGCAGGCAGUAGAGAGACCACGUCGUCUCCAUCACUGCAGUGUCCCAAGUGUACAAGGCUGGAUGACAGAGCCUGGUCCUUCUAUGUAAGGAGGCAUGUGUCAAGGAGAUACCAGUGAAGCUGCCUGCCCCACAACUCACGAUGACUCUGCCUUUAGAGACGGGCCUUCUCUAUGGCUGCCUUUGGAAGGGGAUUAUGGGCCAAGCCCAGGGUCUUGUACACUGUGAACCAGGCAGUUAGAGUAGACUUGGAACAAAAAUCAGAAAGGAAAGGAAAUUAACACAUUUCCGUUUUGGGAUUAUCUCUAUCUCCUGUGUAAACAGAAGGGCCCACAAUUCUGCACCAUUUUGCCUUUAGUCUCCCAUCCUUCACACAGACUGCCCAGAAAUAGGUGCAUUUAACUGGUUUCUGCAAUGGAUCUGAGGAUGACAGUGAGCAGGGAGAGCCUGAGCCAUUAGGAUGUUGUGGGCAGACCUCCCUUACCAAAUCUUCUGUCCUGGUCUCUGGCAGCCUUGGAUCACCAGCUGCUUGCUAUUAUGUCCUCAUGAAGUCUGUUCUCCUUCCGGUGUAUAGGUUUCCCCUGCAAGCAUUGAAGACUUGAGCACAGGCUACUUGGACAGUGGACAGAGUUGAUGGCUGAUGCCAGUGCAGUCAUGUUCCUGGAGAAGUUGGUUGUGGGGUCUCCCUCAGCUUCUGUCUGAGUGCGUUCAUCUGCUUGUGACCUGCUGCUUUUAGAGACCAGACCCCAAAACAGAAAGAAUUAAGGCAGUUGCAAAGAGGCUAAUUUUCUCUCUUUCCUUUUUAUAUACACCCAAGCCAGCUGUCAAUAGCAGUCACACUUUCAGAGACACGCACCGGGUGACAGAGGACCAGUUCUCAGUGCCUGCACAGGGCAUCCAGCCCUUCUCGCCUAUUAGCAAUGAUCUGCACACCGUGCUGGUUGUUCUUCAGCACGCUUUAGUUCAUACUCAGAGGAGCCCAUGUGGCUUUGCUACCCUUACAACCAACCACAGGCUACUCUGAAGAUAGAUACCUGCUUUUUUCAUCAUGUGUACCAUUAUAAAAAUGAAGGUUACUGUUAAAAUUAGUGGCCUUACACAGUUAGAAUUGAUGUGAGUUUGGACUCAGACUAGUUAUGUGUGGAGUGAGUGGAUCCAGUUCCCUGGCUUCCGCAGCUUGUUUAAUGGGGGUGACAAUGUUCCAAAAAAAAAAAAAAAAAAGGAAGAAAAAAAAAAAAAAGGAAAAAAGCUCACUGCUUGUUCACCUGGUGAGGUGCGGGUUUCUGCUGCUCAGCAACAAUUGAUGCCCCUGCGGGCUUGGCUCUUGCAGCCUGCCCCUCGUGUUGCUGCCGUUUUGGAUAGCUGAUUACCAUUUGUUUUCUUCCAGGGGCCUUUCUGUUGAAAGGGAUGAGAGACAUGAGUGCCUGUUUUUACCUGAUCCCAUAAAUCCAUUCCAAACCUGGCCUGCAAUUGCAUGAGUAAUAUUAACAGUAACAAUAACAAUAAAUAUUUAUUUUUAUUUGAAAAGCACCUUACCAACCAACUGCAGUGCUCUGUUGUUCCUUCACUAACUCCCCUUUUCUCUUCCCUUGUUCUUCUUCUCCCCCCUUCAGUCAUACUCCUUUUCAGUGCUCGGUGGUGUAUGCGUGUGUGCUCACUGUUCUUGUAUUCAAUAAAAGUGAAAUAAAUGUGUUUGAUGCUAAACCA